AUGGCGCCGGCAGCUACAGCGACAGCUCAGAAGCCCGAAGAGGCCCCCUCGAAGACUAUUCCCAUCAAGGAGUCUUUGGCUGUUCAGAAUCCUCAACUCCAAGAGGAGGAGCUUCCAAAGGUUCUCACCGGUCACAAAGAGCCCUUGAAGCCGAGUGGCGCAUUGGAUAAAUACGAGCACUUCGACAGCACCCCAAUCAUCGGUCGCGAAUUCCCCAGUCUCGACAUCAAGGAGCUCCUCAGAGCGCCCAACUCCGAUGACCUCAUUCGCGAUCUCGCCAUCACCAUUUCACAACGUGGUGUUGUGUUCUUCAGAAAGCAGGACAACAUCGACAACGACCUCCAGAAGGAACUUGUCCAGCGACUCGGCGAGCUUUCGGGCAAGCCGGCUACAUCCAAGCUCCACAUCCAUCCCGUUAACAAUGCUGCUCGAGGAAACGACAAGGACGACGAGAUCAGCGUCAUUUCGUCCGCGAACGCGAAGAAGCUGUCCCUGUACAAGUACUUGAACUACAACAAGAAACAGACCCAGAGGACGCAAUGGCACUCCGAUAUCACCUUUGAACCUGUUCCCAGCGACUAUGCGCUGUUGAGGCUUACCCAACUUCCAAAGACUGGAGGAGACACCCUCUGGGCAUCAGGCUAUGAGGUGUACGACCGCAUCUCUAGGCCCCUCCAGAAGUUCCUCGAAACCUUGACGGCAACAUACGCACAGCCGGGAUUCAAACAAGCCGCUGACAACAACGGAUUCAAGCUCUUCUCUUCCGAGCGCGGUGCCCCCGAGAACGUCGGCGAGAUCCUCGAGGCCAUACACCCAGUGAUCCGCACAAACCCCGUGACCGGAUGGAAGAGCGUCUUCGCCUUUGGUCAUCACGUUGAGAAGAUCAAUGGUCUGUCAGAGGAUGAAUCAAAACACUUCUUGGACUGGUUCGUGCAGCUCGUGUUGGAGAACCACGACCUCCAAGUUAGGCACCGCUGGCAGAAUGUCAACGACGUAGCAAUCUGGGAUAAUCGCUCAGUGUACCACGCUGCUACGCCCGACUACCUCGAAGGAGAUUAUGGCGAGAGGUCUGGCUCAAGGAGUGUUAGUCUUGGAGAGAGGCCAUACCUUGACCCGCAAAGUUUGAGCAGGCGAGAGGCUCUGCGUGCUGAGGCUCUUGCUAAGGAGACUGGGGCCUGA
Molecule: messenger RNA, 1179 nt
Organism: Colletotrichum chrysophilum
Lineage: Eukaryota; Fungi; Ascomycota; Sordariomycetes; Glomerellales; Glomerellaceae
Exons: 3
Coding region: 1-1179 (392 amino acids)
Cellular component (GO): cytoplasm
Molecular function (GO): 2-oxoglutarate-dependent dioxygenase activity
Source: RefSeq, a predicted model, not a curated record